Molecule: messenger RNA, 1563 nt
Organism: Volvox carteri f. nagariensis
Lineage: Eukaryota; Viridiplantae; Chlorophyta; Chlorophyceae; Chlamydomonadales; Volvocaceae
Exons: 10
Coding region: 1-1563 (520 amino acids)
Biological process (GO): phagocytosis
Cellular component (GO): nucleus; cytoplasm
Molecular function (GO): P-TEFb complex binding; histone H4R3 demethylase activity
Source: RefSeq, a predicted model, not a curated record
AUGUUGAACAAGGAGCCUCCUCUUUUCAGAGGGUACAGACACGGUUAUGCACAAUCGGACAUUUGCUGCACUAACGGCAUAGAGGACCAUAUUCCCCGGAUACAUUGGCAGGAUCUUUCGGUAGCCGAAUUUGUGGAGCGUUUUGAGCGUCCCCGGAUUCCCGUCGUUAUCACGGGGCUGGCCGACGAUUGGCCCGCUGCCAAAUGCUGGACGCCUGAGCGCCUGCGACAGCUCUACGGAGAACACAAAUUUAAGGUGGGUUCAGAUGACGAGGGCUAUGCGGUGCGGCUGCCCCUGAACGGGUUCCUGGACUACAUGUCGGACCCGCUGCACGGGGCUCGGGACGACUCCCCGCUCUACAUCUUUGACGGCACGUUCGCGGAUCGGGACGGCAGCAGGUCCAUGCGUAAGGAUUACGAGGUCCCCGUGUACUUCCGGGAGGACCUCUUUCGCCUCGUGGGGGAGAAGCGAAGACCCCCAUACAGGUGGCUGGUACUGGGUCCCGCCCGUAGCGGCAGCGGACUCCACAUCGACCCCUUGGCGACAAGCGCAUGGAACACGCUGUUAGCAGGUCACAAACGCUGGGCGUUGUUUCCCCCGGGGACACCGAGGUGCCAGGUCUUGCCCCGGGAGCAUGGCGUCGAGCGGGAAGCCGUGAGCUGGUUCAGCAAGAGCAAUGGUGUCCGGUAUGAUCAGAGGAGGGCCCUUUGGCACCUAGCUGGCGGAUGGUUAUUGGCUAUAUCACCAUCAUCAUCAUCAUCAUUAUCAUCAUCAUCAUCAUCAUCAUCAUCAUCAUCAUCAUCAUCAUCAUCAUCAUCAUCAUCAUCAUCAUCAUCAUCAUCAUCAUCAUCAUCAUCAUCAUCAUCAUCAUCAUCAUCAUCAUCAUCAUCAUCAUCAUCAUCAUCAUCAUCAUCAUCAUCAUCAUCAUCAUCAUCAUCAUCAUCAUCAUCAUCAUCAUCAUCAUCAUCAUCAUCAUCAUCAUCAUCAUCAUCAUCAUCAUCAUCAUCAUCAUCAUCAUCAUCAUCAUCAUCAUCAUCAUCAUCAUCAUCAUCAUCAUCAUCAUCAUCAUCAUCAUCAUCAUCAUCAUCAUCAUCAUCAUCAUCAUCAUCAUCAUCAUCAAUCGCAACGAACCUACCGCCGGUCUACCCGCGGGCGAAGAAGGGGGACUGGCCGACUGCGCGCGUCGUGGACCUGCUGCAAGCUCCAGGGGAGACGGUGUUCGUACCAGGCGGCUGGUGGCACGCCGUACUCAAUCUGGACGACACGCUGGCUGUCACUCAGAACUACGUCAGUGGGGCGAACUUCGAGCGGGUCUGGAAGCACACCCGGAAGGGGAGGCCCAAGAUGUCACGGAGGUGGCUCCUCGCGCUGGAACAAGAGCGGCCGGAUCUGGCAGCUAUAGCGCACGGCAUGAACAGGCGUGGAGAUGUGGAGUGCGACACCGGCAGCAGCAGUAGUAGUAGUAGCAGUAGCAGUUCGUCGUCCUCUGACAACAGUAGUGACAGCAGCGACAGCGCUGACAGCGCAUGCACAAGCAAGCGCCCCAAGGUCACGGACCCCUAA